AUAUGGGUGCAUUUCAUGUAAAAAUGGGUAUUACCUUUCAAAUGCAGAAUGUUUUCCAUGUUCAGAGAAUUGUACCAAAUGCUUUGAAAGUGAAAUAAAAUGUCUUGAGUGUACAUCUGGUUUUUAUAUGAGUGAAAAUUACGUCUGUUUGCCAAGCACCAAAUUAUUGUCAACAUGUGAAAAAAUAUCAACAAUUACAAGUGGAUGUUAUCAAUGUAAAGAUGGGUAUUAUCGAGUUGGUAUGGAUUGUUUUAAUUGUCUUUCUAAUUGUACGACAUGUAACACAAAUAAAACGUGUUUGACUUGCAAUGCAACAAAUUACAAAACAACAAGUGGACAGUGUUUGCCACAAAACAGUAUCAUUGGGUGUUCUAUAGAAGUUACACAAUUUGGGUGUAACAAGUGUCAAGAUGGAUAUUACACAGUCAAUACUAAUGAAUGCAAAAAAUGUCAUGGCAACUGCACAACUUGUACACACCAAGAGAAAUGCACUUCUUGUAUCAAAAACAAAGUUUUAUUUGAAAGUGGACUUUGUCUAGAUAUUUCUUUUGUAUUAAAUUGUCUUCAAGUUUCAGACUCAAAGUGUUCAAAGUGUACAUUUUGGCACUCACCAAAUGCAAAUGGCACGUUUUGUAAUAAAAAGGUUGUGUGGUGGGUAUUACUUAUUAUAGUUUUAUUUAUAAUUGGUGUGUUAAUAAUUCUGAUAUUAACGAUUGUGUUUGUCGCAUUGUACGUUGAAAAGAAAAUCCAUCAAAAAGAAAUUGAAACGACAACAACACUUUUCCAAAUGAGUCGCUCAAACAUUUCUUUCAUUCCACUUGGUGACGAUGUUGUUGUGAACAAAACAGAAAUAAUUUUUGGUGAAGACAUUGAUGUCAAUUUACAACAAAGAGAACUACUGUGUGUUGGCAACACCUCAAAGCACAAUAUGAAAAUCCAAAUGACAACUAAAAGUGCGACAAUCGAGAAAUACACAUUUGAGUCAAAUCCAAAAAUCGUUGUGUUGCCAAGUGGUGAAGCGUGUGAAUUUGAGAUAUUAAUAACAUUAAUAUGCACAACCAAAAUCAAUGAAAAUUUCAUAUUGGUUUCAAAUUCAUUUACAAAAAGAAAAGAUGUUCUUAAAGAAAUUUCAUUUUCAGCUACUUCAAAAUUAACAACAAGACUCGACCCAGACGAAUUAAUAGAAGACAAGAAACUUG
This is a messenger RNA of Entamoeba invadens IP1, 1199 nucleotides long. RefSeq lists its product as hypothetical. The annotation marks the transcript as partial. The record is from RefSeq and is a predicted model, not a curated record. Lineage: Eukaryota; Evosea; Mastigamoebida; Endamoebidae. The transcript has a single exon.